AUGUACAACUAUGCUGAAAAACUGGUAGCUCAAACCUAUCAUGGAGCCUCUGUGAUCACAUCAGAGCUGACUGGGAUCGAGGCGAAGAUAAAAGAGAGAGUACCUGAAAUCACAUACACCCAUUGUUAUGCCCACAAGUUUAACUUGGUGCUCUCUCAGUCCGCAAAAUUCAUUCAACGUUUUUUUCAAGACAGUUUUUCAACAAAUCUACCAAACGCACCCAUCUACUAGAUGAGGUGGUGAAACGAUGCAUCCUGAGGGCCACGCUAGCCAGAUGGAACUCAGCCUCCAGGCUGGUACAGACCAUCAACCUUUACCAAUCUAAUCUAUGUGCGCUGUUCUGGAUUAUGAGGAAAAUCCAGAUGACUGGGAUGGUGAGACCCUGGCCAUGACAUCCGGAUUAAAUCUUUGGCUGUCAAAGGCAUCCACCUGCUUUUUGUUCAUGGCCUAUUAUGGAAUUUUUUAUGAAACUGACGCUCUCUUCCGUGUUCUGCAGAACAAAGUGAUUGAUAUGCGUUUCUGCCAUAUCCAUAUCAGCAACACAAUGAAAGCUCUUUGAUCGUUUUUAUGAGCAAAGUGAGCAGAAACGCAAUGAACUGGGCCUGGCAGAAAGUGAAACUCUGAAUAAACAGCCGAUCAGAGUAGAAAGGGAGCGAAUCUACUACAACCUACUGGACAAUAUCAAUGUCCAGAUGAGAGACAGGUUUGACCACUUUGGUGAACUUCAUUUCCUUGGCUAA
Molecule: messenger RNA, 740 nt
Organism: Coregonus sp. 'balchen'
Lineage: Eukaryota; Metazoa; Chordata; Actinopteri; Salmoniformes; Salmonidae
Source: the annotation of a GenBank genome assembly